Messenger RNA from Morone saxatilis (striped sea-bass), 612 nucleotides. RefSeq names its product recoverin a (gene rcvrna). The transcript is spliced from 3 exons. Gene Ontology annotation, molecular function: calcium ion binding. The record is from RefSeq and is a predicted model, not a curated record. Lineage: Eukaryota; Metazoa; Chordata; Actinopteri; Moronidae. The coding region runs from base 1 to 612 and encodes 203 amino acids.
AUGGGGAACACGAAGAGCAGCGCUCUGUCCAAGGGGCUCCUGGAGGACCUGAAAUCCAACACCAAGUACUCCGAGGCCGAGCUCUGCACCUGGUACCAGUCCUUCCUGAAGGAGUGUCCCAGCGGGAAGAUCAGCAAGGAGCAGUUUGAAGGCAUCUACGCCAGCUUCUUCCCAAACGCGGACCCCACGGAGUACGCCAGACACGUGUUCAGGAGUUUCGACACCAACGCCGACGGCACUUUGGACUUUAAGGAGUACAUUGUCGCUCUGCACCUCACGUCCGGGGGAAAGACUCUGCAGAAGCUGGAGUGGGCCUUCGCCCUGUACGACGUGGACGGGAACGGGACCAUCAGCAAUAACGAAAUCCUAGAGAUUGUUAGGUCGAUAUUCAACAUGAUUCCCGUCGAGGACCAGAAGAACCUCCCCGAGGAUGAAAACACGCCAGAGAAGAGGGCCGAAAAAAUCUGGCAGUUCUUCGGGAAGAAGGAGAACGAUAAAAUCUCAGAGGGGGAAUUCAUUCAGGGUGUGAUGGACAACAAGGACAUCCUGCGGUUGAUACAGUACGACGAGCCUCAGAAAAUUAAAGACAAGCUGAAGGAGAAGAAGCAUUAA